This is a messenger RNA of Syngnathoides biaculeatus (alligator pipefish), 1336 nucleotides long. RefSeq names its product nuclear factor of kappa light polypeptide gene enhancer in B-cells inhibitor-like 1 (gene nfkbil1). The coding region runs from base 172 to 1248 and encodes 358 amino acids. The transcript is spliced from 5 exons. Gene Ontology annotation, molecular function: protein binding. NCBI's taxonomy places the organism in Eukaryota, Metazoa, Chordata, Actinopteri, Syngnathiformes, Syngnathidae. Gene Ontology annotation, biological process: canonical NF-kappaB signal transduction. The record is from RefSeq and is a predicted model, not a curated record.
UAGGGGCGGAACCACGUUCUUACCGGAACUUUUACGUGCGGGUUAUGGUUUGUGUCCGGAACAAUAUGAAGACGGACAGUUGUUAUGUUUCAGGCUAGUCGACGCUAGCACUGCUAAAUCACUAACGAGUCAGUUCGUUGAUCCAACCGAUAUAAACUGACCACCCUCGGCAUGUUGACCAGGGGACAGAAGCGGCUUUGGAAGUACGUCGAGGAGGGCAGCCUGUUAAAACUCAAGUCGUACCUGCGAAAGCACCGGGACUUGGACGUCAACUUUUGCCAGGGUAAGAGGCAGAGGAGCCCGCUGCAGCUGGCCUGUGGCCUCGGGGACGACGCCGUGGUGCGGCUCCUGCUUGAGCACGGAGCCGAUGUGCUCCUGGCCGACAAGAAAGGAGACACGGCGCUGCACGUCGCAAUAAAUCGAGCUCUCAAACGUGGACAAACUGCUUACGAAGACCUGGUUGUGCCCCUCAGAAAAAGUUGCCCACAGGCCAUGGAAGCCUCGAAUAUUGCUGGCGUGACGCCCCAAGACCUCCUGAAUGGGUUUAAACACUCAGAGCCUUCGGGACAAGGAGCAAGCAGCGCGUCUCAAGCUGACUCGGAGAGAGAAUGGAGGGAGAAGUUGUUUGGUGAAUGUGAGGAUGAGUUCUGCGAAACCUUUGGAGUUUAUGACGCAGACGACAUCCUCCCCGUUGAUGAAGACGACGAGGACUACGGUGACUGGUCUGAUCGCAUUAGAAGGGAAUAUUUCUCGAAGAAGCACGCAGAAGCACAGAGAUUGGCCGCGUCGUCGUAUAGCGGGAGGAGGAAGAAGAUGAACCGAGAAGAAGCUGAGCAAAACUACAAGGAGCUGCACGCCGCGCUGCAGAAGGAACACGAGGAGUAUUUGUCCCGUGCCGCACGCAAGGAGGAGGAGAUCCGGCAGGGGAAGAAGCGGCGCUAUGAGCAAAUGUGCGCGGCCACUUUCCACGGCGGCAGCGCCGAGGUCCUGCGCUACAGCGACAUCCCCUGGCCAGCGCCGCGCAGCACCGUUCAGGAGAUGGUGGAGGUCAUGCUGCACGGUGUCGAUCGCGUAGACGCGGCGGCCUUCCGCAAGGCGCUGCGCAAGCAACAGGCACUGUGGCACCCCGACAAGUUCGCGCAGAGGUGCGAAGCUCGCCUGGACGGGAAGGAUAAGCGGCGUAUCCUGGACACUGUGACGGCUCUGUCGCAAGAACUUAACAGACUGGCGCAAAGCCUGAAACCAUGACACGCUCUUUGUUGGGUUCCUGGUACCAACACCGCCUCACCUGGGUGGUGUGGGGUCAUCAGCCUCUGUGAUGGAGGCGCUUCCGCAG